UGUAUUUUGAUUUUCAUGAAGUUCUUAUUCGUUACGUUAUAAUGCAAAACGUUCAAAAUGCAAGUAUUGUAGAUGUGGAAGAUGAUUGCUAUGUAAUUGAAUUAGAAGAUGGAACAAAAUAUAAACUGCCGCCGGCAUGCGGUAAAUACACAAACAUUGAUGAUAAUGCACUUGUUGCGGUUGAUGAAAACCAAUUCCUACGUUUAAAAAUUCCGGAACCUUCAGAGACCAUGACAAACCCUUUGCCUUCGGCAAGUACAUCCGUAGAAGAUGUUAUUUGGAAAUCAGCUCGUAAUCAAACUCAAGCUGACAUAAAUGCGAUUAUAACCUUUUUAACACUGAGAAGUAGUGAUAAAUAUGACCGUUUAUUUAAUGAUAAAAAAACUGUCAAGUUAAAAGUUUGGCAAAUGCUAGCUGAAGCUAUGAAUCAAGAGGGAUUCCAUGUUGGUAAUGGCAAAGAAGCAGCUGAACGUUGCCGACAAAAAUAUCAUAACCUAAUGAAAUCUUAUUUACAAUUAACAAAAAAUAGUAAAACUGGCACCGAAGGUGGAAAGCCACUACCUCCAUAUUUUGAUUUAAUGCACAAGUUGUAUGGCACAAAACACAGUGUUAAUCCGACAUACACUGUAGACUCAUUGACUGGUGAACAGGAAAACGAAAAUAACAGUGAAGAGAAUAUUGAAAUACAAGAAGAAACAAAAUCUGGUCCUUCCACCCCUUCCACAAGUGGGACUUCAACACCCACUGCCCGUCCAUCUAAACUAAAGCCUAAAAGUAAUUCAGAUAGAAUUCUGUCAUCAAUAGAAGCAUUGCACAAACAACAGCAAGAAAGCAACCAACGUAAUUUCGAAUCUAUCGAAAAUUUAUUGAAGGAACAAAAUCAAUACAAGAAAGAAUUUCUAUCAUUAUUCAAGAAAAUAGUUGAAGGGAAAAAGAAAAGAAAACGUGAAUCGUCUGAAUCAGAUUAAAAUCAAUGCCUUA
This is a messenger RNA of Photinus pyralis (common eastern firefly), 981 nucleotides long. RefSeq lists its product as uncharacterized. The record is from RefSeq and is a predicted model, not a curated record. The coding region runs from base 42 to 968 and encodes 308 amino acids. The transcript has 2 exons. NCBI's taxonomy places the organism in Eukaryota, Metazoa, Arthropoda, Insecta, Coleoptera, Lampyridae.